This is a messenger RNA of Stomoxys calcitrans (stable fly), 2075 nucleotides long. It is a transcript of the gene RIOK1, whose product is annotated as serine/threonine-protein kinase RIO1. The record is from RefSeq and is a predicted model, not a curated record. Gene Ontology annotation, biological process: maturation of SSU-rRNA. The transcript has 2 exons. Gene Ontology annotation, molecular function: protein serine/threonine kinase activity; ATP binding. Gene Ontology annotation, cellular component: cytosol; preribosome, small subunit precursor. The coding region runs from base 126 to 1952 and encodes 608 amino acids. Lineage: Eukaryota; Metazoa; Arthropoda; Insecta; Diptera; Muscidae.
UAAACAUAAACACGUGCGUGUGUAUUACUGCAAUCAUCAACACUUUUUAAUUUAAUUUGUUACCCACAACAAAUUAAAAAGGUUAGAAAGUUAUUGUUCAUAAAGUAAGGUGUAGAAGUAACACCAUGGCCGAGUUACAUCAAUUCAGUGAUGCAGAAGAAGACGACGAAAUACCCUUCAAAGAAAAUUUGGUGGGUGAUUUUAAAAAACUCACCUUAAAUAACGAAAUAUUCAAAAAUUUGGAAGACCAAUUAAAUAAUUCAAACGAAAAAGAUGACGAUUUAAAGGAAAAAAUAUUGCCAGACAAUGAAGGAGAAGCCGAGUUUGAAGAUGAAGAUGUAGAUUUCGAUAAUGACUAUGAGGAAGGAGAGGACUAUGCCGAUGACUAUUAUUAUGAGGAAAACUAUGCUGGCUUCCAGAAACAAAAUGCCCACAAUCAGCAUUUGUCUAUAAACUCCAAUAGCGUGGGUUGCGGCGGUGUAGUUAGUGGCUCUGCUCAAAAACGGCCACAACGUGUCAACAGCUUCCAGCCCAAUGAAAAGUUAUUUACACGUUAUUCGGCUAGAAUCAAUGUGGAGAAAUACGAUCCAACCACUAACAUGUCAGCCCAGGCAGCUAAUCGUUUGGUUUCCUUUGGCUCCAAGCAGGAUAAUAAAGUGAAAAUUCGUGAUAAGCAUGAUCGUGCCACUGCCGAACAGGUUAUGGAUCCUCGUACACGCAUGAUCCUGUUUAAGCUACUUAAUCGUGGUUUGAUACGGGAAAUAAAUGGCUGCAUCUCUACGGGUAAAGAAGCCAAUGUGUAUCAUGCUGUGGCUCGUGAUUCCGAGGAUGAAUUUGCCAUUAAAAUUUACAAAACUUCGAUAUUGGUUUUUAAAGAUCGUGACAAAUAUGUCAGCGGCGAAUUUCGUUUUCGCCAUGGCUACUGCCGCAGCAAUCCACGUAAAAUGGUAAGAACCUGGGCCGAAAAGGAAAUGAGAAACUAUUUGAGAAUGUUUAAUGCCAGUGUUCCUGUGCCAGAACCUAUUCUAUUGAGGUCUCAUGUGCUGGUAAUGCGUUUCUGUGGCAAAAAUGGUUGGCCUUCGCCAAAACUAAAGGAUGUGGAAUUAACAACUUCCAAGGCUCGCGAAUUAUAUCGCGAUUGUGUAGUGCUGAUGUGGAAAAUCUAUAACAAAUGUCGCCUGGUGCAUGCGGAUCUGUCCGAAUUCAAUAUUCUGGUGCAAGAUGGCCAAUUGAUUAUCAUCGAUGUGUCACAGUCGGUGGAACAUGACCAUCCCCAUGCAUUUGAUUUCUUGCGCAAGGAUUGCACCAAUGUUUCGGAAUUUUUCCGUAAGAAGUCUGUGGCCACUAUGACCGUUAAGGAAUUGUUUGAUUUUAUAACAGAUCAAACAAUAACCGAAGAAAACAUGGAGGUGUGCUUGGAAAAAAUAUCAGAGAAAAUCAAAGAUCGAGAUUUCGAGGCCAUUACAGCUCAAGAGGAAAUUGAUGAGGCUGUUUGGCAGCAGACAUUUAUUCCUAAACGUUUGGAUGAGGUGCGUUACUUUGAACGGGAUGUGGAGAAAGCCAAAAAGGGGGAGAAACAAAAUUUGAUUUACGGCAAAAUUACCGGCCUUAAUGAGAACUUGGAAGUGCAAAAGAAGCCUGCAAUACUCACAGAAAAAGAGCUUAAAGAGAAUGAGACCAAUCUUAAGAAAACAUCUGAGAAAAAUUUGCAAAGCUCUGUUGAUGAAGGCGAUGAAGAGGAAAAAAUUUCAAAUGACGACGAUGGUGAUGAUUGUGAUGACGAAGAUGAUGAUUCUAAUUUUAAAAAUUCAGCAAGACCCCGUGAUGAGUCCCCCGAGAGCAAAAAAGCCCGCAAGAAGGCUGUUAAAGAAGCUCAAGCUGAGAAGCGGAAAGUGAAAAUAAAGAAACACAUAAAAAAACGUAAAGAAAAAGUUACCAGUGGCAAGAAGUAAAAGAAAUUGGUUUAACUAUUCAAAAUACUUUUUACAAAUAUUUAUAUAUUUGUACGUGUAAAUAUAUAUGAAAUAUUUAUAUUUAGAAUUUAAAUAUAAAGAAUGUACAAUUCCACCUUUUAA